Lepus europaeus (European hare) is the source of this 3015-nucleotide messenger RNA. RefSeq names its product Sp2 transcription factor (gene SP2). The record is from RefSeq and is a predicted model, not a curated record. The transcript is spliced from 7 exons. Gene Ontology annotation, biological process: regulation of transcription by RNA polymerase II. NCBI's taxonomy places the organism in Eukaryota, Metazoa, Chordata, Mammalia, Lagomorpha, Leporidae. Bases 105 to 1925 code for a protein of 606 amino acids. Gene Ontology annotation, molecular function: DNA-binding transcription factor activity, RNA polymerase II-specific; RNA polymerase II cis-regulatory region sequence-specific DNA binding.
GCGGCGGAGGCCAGGGAGGAAGAUGUCGUAAUGAGCGGUGGGUCCUGGCCGCUGCCGGCGGGGUCUUUCCGGCCCUCAAGGGUCGGGAAGAUCCACAGACCAGCAUGGCUGCCACUGCCGCUGUCAGUCCCAGUGACUACCUGCAGCCUGCUGCCUCCACCACCCAGGACUCCCAGCCAUCGCCCUUAGCCCUGCUUGCUGCAACAUGUAGCAAAAUCGGCCCCCCAGCUGUUGAAGCCGCCGUGACGCCUCCUGCUCCCCCGCAGCCCACACCAAGGAAACUGGUCCCCAUCAAACCUGCCCCUCUCCCCCUCAGUCCGGGCAAGAAUAGCUUUGGGAUCUUGUCCUCCAAAGGAAAUAUUCUUCAGAUUCAGGGGUCGCAGCUGAGCACCUCCUAUCCUGGAGGGCAGCUGGUGUUUGCUAUCCAGAAUCCCACGGUGAUCAACAAAGGGAGCCGAUCGAAUGCCAGCGUCCAGUACCAGGCAGUCCCUCAGAUUCAGACGAGCAGUUCCCAGACCAUCCAGGUGCAGCCCAAUCUCACCAACCAGAUCCAGAUCAUCCCUGGCACCAACCAAGCCAUCAUCACUCCCUCACCGUCCAGUCACAAGCCGGUGCCCAUCAAGCCAGCCCCUGUCCAGAAGUCCAGUGGCGCCACCACCCCGGUGCAGAGUGGGGCCAGUAUGGUGAAGCUGACAGGUGGGGGCGGCAACGUGACGCUCACCCUGCCAGUCAACAGCCUUGUGAAUGCCAGUGACACUGGGGCCCCUGCUCAGCUCCUCGCCGAAAGUCCCCCCGCCCCCCUGUCUAAGACUAACAAGAAAGCCAGGAAGAAGAGCCUUCCCGCCUCCCAGCCACCCGUGGCUGUGGCUGAGCAGGUGGAGACGGUGCUGAUCGAGACGACCGCAGACAACAUCAUCCAGGCAGGAAACAACCUGCUUAUUGUUCAGAGCCCUAGCGGGGGCCAGCCAGCCGUGGUCCAGCAGGUCCAGGUGGUGCCCCCAAAGGCCGAGCAGCAGCAGGUGGUGCAGAUCCCCCAGCAGGCUCUGCGGGUGGUGCAGGCCGCAUCUGCCACACUCCCCACCGUCCCCCAGAAGCCCUCCCAGAACUUUCAGAUCCAGACAACUGAGUCGACGCCUACUCAGGUCUACAUCCGCACGCCUUCCGGUGAGGUGCAGACAGUCCUCGUCCAGGACAGCCCCCCAGCAACAGCUGCGGCCACCUCUACCACCGCCUGUAGCAGCCCUGCUUCCCGAACCUCCCAUCUGAGCGGGACCAGCAAAAAGCACUCGGCCGCAAUUCUCCGAAAAGAGCGUCCCCUGCCAAAGAUCGCCCCCGCCGGGAGCAUCAUCAGCCUGAACGCGGCCCAGCUGGCGGCGGCUGCCCAGGCUAUGCAGACCAUCAACAUCAAUGGUGUUCAGGUCCAGGGCGUGCCUGUCACCAUCACCAACACUGGCGGGCAGCAGCAGCUGACGGUGCAGAAUGUUUCUGGGAAUAACCUGACCAUCAGUGGGCUGAGCCCCACCCAGAUCCAGCUGCAGAUGGAGCAGGCCCUGGCUGGAGAGGCCCAGCCGGGGGAGAAGCGGCGCCGCAUGGCCUGCACAUGUCCCAACUGCAAGGACGGGGAGAAGAGGUCUGGAGAGCAGGGCAAGAAGAAGCACGUGUGCCACAUCCCCGACUGCGGCAAGACUUUCCGGAAGACAUCCUUGCUGCGGGCCCACGUGCGCCUGCACACCGGUGAGCGGCCCUUCGUCUGCAACUGGUUCUUCUGCGGAAAGAGGUUCACGCGGAGCGACGAGCUGCAGCGGCACGCCCGCACCCACACAGGGGACAAACGCUUCGAGUGCGCCCAGUGUCAGAAGCGCUUCAUGAGGAGUGACCACCUCACCAAGCAUUACAAGACCCACCUGGUCACAAAGAACUUGUAAGGUCUGCUGAGGCAGGCAGCCCCACAGACACGGCCCCACUUGUCCCGCCGGGCCUCUGGCUGAGAGGCACCCCUCGCUGCCCUGGGCCCGCUGCAGCUCCCUCCUGCGACCUUGUGCCCACAGGAAGGAGCUCUGCUCCCUGUCCCCUCCUCCUCCCGAAGCCCCUUGGUUCUGCCUUGGCCCUGCCCUACUCACCAUGAGCUCCCGGCCCGCCCAGACCGUGGACACUGGUCGUGCCCAAUGAGACGUUCUGAACCAGGACGCGUGGGAACCCUUAUUUCCAAAGGAAAAACAUGCAUUUCACUCCGUGGAGGAGCAAAGUGAGCCCCGCCCCCGCCCCCGCCCCCACACCCAACACUGCCGGAGUCCCGUGUGCCAUGCCCCCUCUCCCGCACCUCCCCAGCCCUGCUGGCCACUGUGGGCACCCAGGGCCCUGCACCCAGCACUCCACUGGCACCCACCUCUGGAGAGGCCAGGAGGCCACCAGGACGCCACGUGGCCAGCACCGGCCCAGCACAUUCCAACUUCCUAUUUAAAAACUGAAGAUGCUGUGGACUCCGCCCUGCCCCCUUCUCUAUGGAGAACGCUGCCUUACGCCCUACUCCAGAUAUGAACACUGUGUAUCGCGUGUGCUUUAGAGUUUCAGUUCAUUGCUCCCUCUUCCUUUCCUGUUACUCACCUCCCCACGCCUGCUUUCAGUUUAGGGUUUUAGGGGGCAAUGACGAGCAUAUGAAAUUUUUUUUUUCACUCCAGCCAUCCUCUUUCCUAAGUGACACAGCAUUUCAACCCAGACCCGAUUCAGGUCCAGACACCUGAGCCCUCCCCAGCCCAAGGCCUCCCUGUGUACAGUGUAUAUUGUAUAAUAGACAAUUGUGUCUACUACAUGUUUAAAAACAUAUUGCUUGUUAUUUUUGAGGCUUUUAAAUUAAACAAAAAUCCAACUUUAUUUUGCGUUGUAACUGCUUGAGGUCUGUUUUAUGAACUAAAUGACAGAUUUGUUGUCCUUUUAUUAACGAUGUACUUUGUUGGUCAGCGCUGGACUGACAAAAAUAUUUUUCUUGCUAAUAAAUUGAGUUGCCUGAGGCAAAGU